Messenger RNA from Nicrophorus vespilloides, 4340 nucleotides. It is a transcript of the gene mmd, whose product is annotated as disintegrin and metalloproteinase domain-containing protein 11. The coding region runs from base 92 to 3772 and encodes 1226 amino acids. Gene Ontology annotation, biological process: membrane protein ectodomain proteolysis. Gene Ontology annotation, molecular function: metalloendopeptidase activity. The transcript has 17 exons. NCBI's taxonomy places the organism in Eukaryota, Metazoa, Arthropoda, Insecta, Coleoptera, Silphidae. The record is from RefSeq and is a predicted model, not a curated record.
GGACUACACUUUGGAUGACUCCUUCUGGAUCGACGAGAGUCCAGCAGGGGAAGUGGAGCGUCUUCUGCGGGAGUACACGCAAAACCAGGAAAUGGUCCGAAACAUCGGCUCGCAUUACUACCAAAUCAUAUACCCGGUGCAGUUGCGACAGCACAAGAAAAUGGGCAUCUCCACAAGGGAGAUAGGGUCGUCUAAGGUACGAAAAGCGAGGAGUACGAGAGGUCAGGGCGAUGGGGGUUACUCGGGGCCGAUACGCGGCUCCGGCCGACAGAGGACUGGUAAACACUUCCACCGCACCUCGCUUCUCAUUAAGGCCUUCAACCACAAGUUUCGACUCGAUCUGGAGCUUAACACGCAACUCAUCGCCCCGAACAUCAUGCAAAAGCAUUUCCUCAACAACGGAGCGGAGCAAGUUUCCAAACAGGAAAUCGAGCACUGCUAUUACCAUGGUACUGUACAGGACUAUCCCGGGGCGACGGCGGCCUUCCACACGUGCAACGGCGUCAGCGGGGUCAUCCACGUUGGCAACGAAACCUUCGUCAUACAUCCCUUCUAUGGGGGCGAUCUUUCGAAACAUCCACACGUGAUCUUCGAAGCUCGUACCAAGGCGAACAAGGGCUGCGCGAACUCUGGCAACAUGGAGUGGCGAUUGAACCCUCACUCGGGCUUCCUUCCGCAGCCAAACGACCGACUGAAGAGGGACGUGAGGGAGGCCACCAAGUACAUCGAGACGGCGAUGGUCAUCGAUAAGGCUAUGUUCGAGAAGAGGAACGGGAGUACUCGAGCGGAGGUGGUGCACGAUGCCAUCCAGGUGGCCAACAUCGCCGAUCUGUACUUCCGCACGCUCAACACUCGCGUCUCCGUGGUGUACGUGGAGACCUGGCAAGGUGGCAACCAAGCUCAGAUCGAUCGGUCUCAGGAUAUCGGAAGGGGUCUUUCGAACUUCAACGAUUAUACUUCGAGGAAGCUCUUCAAGAUCGACAAGGACACCACUCAGCUGCUGACUGGAGAGGUGUUUGCAGGUGGAGAGGCCGGGAUGGCUGUACCAGCGACCGUUUGCACUGCCAAGGCUGUAGGUAUUAGCGUGGACAUUAACACCUACGAGCCUCAUCUUCUCGCUGGUACUAUGGCUCAUAUGAUCGGCCAUAACAUCGGAAUGGGACACGACGAUGGACGAGAGGAGUGCUUCUGCAGAGAUUGGCAUGGCUGUAUUAUGGCUCAGGCAAUUGUAGGCUUGGACAAUGUGCAGCCUUACAAAUUUUCAGAGUGCAGCAGAAGCGAUUACAUCGAUAGAUUGAGGACCGGUAAUGGUAUCUGCCUUCUCAAUAAACCAAAUGAAUUGGAGGUGCACAGGACCUGCGGGAAUCGUAUUGUUGAGGAAGGAGAGGAAUGCGAUUGCGGUUCCAUAGAUGAUUGCCACACGGUGGAUCCUUGUUGCGACCCCAUCACGUGCAAGUUGACCUCGGAGGCGGAGUGCGCGUCGGGGCCGUGCUGCGAGCAAUGCAGGCUGAGAGAGAAGGGCGUAGUGUGCAGGGACUCGUCGAACGAAUGCGACCUCCCGGAGCAGUGCACCGGAGAGUCCGGCGAUUGUCCUGCAGAUGUCUUCAAGAAGAACGGGAAUCCGUGCGGCGGCGACAGCGGCUACUGCUUCAACGGUUUCUGCCCUACGCACGCUAUCCAGUGCGAGCACAUCUGGGGUUACGGAGGUGUCUCAGCCGACCUUCAGUGUUACGACCAGUUCAACUCGAAGGGCUCCAUCAAUGGUCACUGCGGUAACGACGCCUACGGCAGAUACGUGAAGUGUGCGCCGGAGAACGUGCGGUGCGGCUCGCUGCAAUGCCAACUCGGGAAUCGAUAUCCCGUCGUCAAAGGUCUGGACCAGCUCUACACGCGGACCACUAUCUCCAUCAAGACAGUCGAAUACGAAUGCAAGUCUAUUCACAGGUCCACCAGCUCCGGAAGCGGCGUCAAGACCGAAGUACCGCAUCUAGGCCUCGUGCGCGACGGUACACCUUGCGGAGAGAAUCUAAUCUGCAUCAAUCAGACCUGCUCUAGCAUUUUCCCGCAUCUCGACCAGACCAAAUGUCCCACCAAUAAUAACGAUCUGGAGUGUUCCGGCCACGGGGACUGCACGAACACGAAUAAAUGCUACUGCGGAGUGGGCUGGAGCGGUCCGGAUUGUUCCAUUGAAGAGCAGGUGACGGCAACACCACCACUUCCUACCCCACCGCCAGAGGCUACCAAAGGGAUGAAGGACCUGGCGGAGAUUAUGAAAAAGAAAGAGACCCCCUACGAGUCCUAUCACGGCUCGAACACGGUUUUUCUCGUGGGUACACUCAUGUCGGUGGUAGGGGGUGUGUUCAUUGUGUUUGCAACUAUGGCUCUAUGCUACAGGUCAGUCGUAGUACACAAAAACUUCUCGCUCUGCCUCAGGAAGACGACGGUGCGCAAAUACCAGAAACCUUACGUUAAAAAGCCGACUCAGAAAAAUUACGUCCUCACGUCCGGAAAUCAUUCUGCUUCCCAAGAGGACACGCUUAAUAACGCUGACAAGAUCAUGUCCUUCGGCCCUGUACCUGCCUACGGUCGCACCGAUUCGCAGCGCGUUUUGUACAGAUCUUCGAACCACAUGGGAUCCAGUGGACCAUCGAAUUUCCAGGAUCACAAGAUGCAGCAGCUGAAGAGGAUUGGUGUAGGUGGAUCUGGGAGCGAGGACGAUCCAACGCAUUCAGGUAGUGAAGAGGAGACCGUGUCCUUCAUCGAUCUGCAACACAAUAACCUCAAACUUCCGGAGAAGAAGGGUAUCCUGAAGAAACACGACUACGGUUUGGUCGGCGUCGAUGUUAAAGACGGUUGGGCGGAUGGUUCCCAGGAUAACAUUAUGUGCAGCACCGAUGCAAGCAUGGCGCAGCUUGUCGGAGGUACUAGCAUGUCACAGGUGGAGAGAACGCUGAAGAGUCUCAACGGGUACCACGAAGACAUCAUCAAAGCCUUAAGGAAUGCCGCAACGCAUCGCGGUACCGCUACUCCAUCAGGAAGCACCACUGCUCUCAGUGAGGAAGUCCUCAGAAGGAGUUUGCAAGAGUGCGCUGUAGGCUAUCCCGAGUAUAAAACGAGCGGCAGCAAAGAGAAUGUCUGCGAACAACAGGUUGUCGUGGAGGCUGAGGAGGAGGAAGAGGACGAGGUGCCACCGCACGGUCCGAUCCGUAUACGAAACCUGGAGGACCUGAUCAGACAACUCGAACAUCACACCCGUCACAUGAGCCCCAGCGGUUCCGAGGAUAUCCGGAUGUCCGAGACGGAGGCGGAUCGUCACUACCGUCAAGAAUCAUCGUCGGCAUGCAGCGAGAGUUCUCACCAAUCGCACCGGGACAGCCGCUUCGUGUACGGCCGAUACAGACAACCGACUGGACGUCUUCCGUAUCCUCACCCGCAUCCCCAUCCUCAUCACCAGGCCGAGGAGGAGAGCAUCUACGAGAGUGCGGACCACGAGAGGGGCGCACCUUGCGGCGAAACGCCGGACAGCGAGAGUGAUGAAUUUAUUCAAGCUCAACAGCAACUAGCCCGCUGGGCUAGCGACGACGCGGUGCCACAGGCCGGCACCAGCGGGCAAAUGCCGCGCGAAUACUUUCCAUCACCGAGCAGCUCCACCAGUGAGGAACCCACCAGCAUCGUCAGAGCUCCGGCUCCCGUGCCGCCCGUUGUUACCGCUCCUCAUCCGGAGCACGCCACCAUCCACAGACCCAAACGUUACCCCGAAUACAAACACUGAUAGUGACUCACAGGGUAGACUCGCAUCGCUCGCCGCGAAUCAACCCAUCAUCCCAUCAAACGGACUAUUACAACCCAAUCCCCCAAACCCCCCAGCAAACCCCCUUCAAAAAAAAAGAAACACCCACAUCCCUAAGCAUCCCCAGUUAAGUGUAUCUAAAUUAAGUCGGACUGACCAGAAGCGAGCAAAACCGAAACUCAACGGAAAGCGAAACGAGAUUUAAUACCAUGGAUGAUAUUAAACAUAUACAAUAUACAUAUAUAUAAAAAAUAAAUAAAUAUAGUUGUUGAGACAUUUUUCCCGGUGCACCCGAGGAGUGCACGCGUUGUUCUUAAGCCGUGAUCAAUGAUAUGAUGUGUAGUAUUUCGGAGAUACGAAACAGAAACCCGAUUCUGCCUUAGUUGUGGCAACUCGCUCUCCAGUCUUACCAAUCAUCACCAUAACAACCGCGUAAGAAGACAUCUUCGUUGAGCGAUGAAAGGCCGAGAGCAAGAUAGCCAACCAAAAAAAUAAUACGUUAUUACUUAAUAAUUAAAGCGAAAGCGAAGGAAGGAAGGAAGGAAAAAUA